GGAGAGAGGAGAAGUGUCUUCGUUCGUUGUUUGCUUCUGUUCUUCCUCAUUCCCUCUCGAUUCAAGUCUGAAUCGCAAACUUUGCUUCGAAUUCAACCAUCUCUCACCUUCCCUUGCAAUCAAGUCUCCAACGAAAUCAAUCUCUCUGCGCAAUUCUCACUCUUCUGGGUUUAUCUCUCUCACUCGUCUCCUUAUCUCAUAUUCUAGGGUUGGAAGUUUCUAUCUUCUUGUUUCGGUUUAGUGUUGGUGUCGAUUCAUUCUCUGUAGCUAAAAUUGGUGGAGGUCAGCUUUGCGUGUGGCCUGGUGGUUUGAGACAUUUGUGCCUCAGGAAACGAUAGAGUGGAACUAUAGGUGAAGCAGGACCAGAUGGGAACUUGCCGUACGGGAGAGAGGACGAUGGUGAAAGCGAAGAGUUUGUUAAGUAUAAUCGAAUGCUGCAUGGGAAGAAGAAGAAAAGAGGCCAAACAAAUGAGAAAACUUUGACGAUUAAGUUCCUAAAGAAGUACAUUUACUAUGCCAAGCAUCGAAUUCAGCCAGCUCACUGAUGAAACUAGCAAAAGAUCAAAUGGUCGCCACCAUGAUCACAGCUAUAUUCCAAGGCUCCGUCUCCGUCCUCAUCUUCACCAACACGGCCAACUUCCUAGGGAGCCUCAAGUCGUAUGUGAGGGAGGAAGAUGCGGUUGUGAUCUUGAAGCUUGGUGGUGGGCUCUGUGUUGUGAUCUUUUGUUUUGAUUGGGUUGUGCUUGUGUUGGCUUUCUUCUUGAAGUAUUACGCUUAUGUUAAGCGUGGUGGAGAUAGAAGUGUUGCGGUGAAGAGGAGUGGUAAGGUGCAGAGUGAUGAGAAUCCUAAGGAUUGGCUAUGGCUUUUCCAAGUUUGAAGUUUAGUGUCUUCUUGUGUUGUUGAGAGCUAUAUCAGUAUCAAAUGUUGUCUUUUGAUCUGUUUCUUUUGAUUUGUUCAUUUGUUGUUUGUUGUAUCUGUCAUUGUUGGCAAUG
This is a messenger RNA of Brassica oleracea var. oleracea, 992 nucleotides long. RefSeq lists its product as uncharacterized. Bases 545 to 877 code for a protein of 110 amino acids. The transcript has 4 exons. The record is from RefSeq and is a predicted model, not a curated record. NCBI's taxonomy places the organism in Eukaryota, Viridiplantae, Streptophyta, Magnoliopsida, Brassicales, Brassicaceae.